AUGAUAGUCACCCCCUCCACCGAUGAAGUACUCCUACUCAUCUCCUCCACCACCAAAGAAGUACUCCUACUCAUCACCUCCCCCACCAAAGUACUCCUCAUCAUCACCUCCACCAUACUACUACAAUCACCACCACCUCCAAAGGAUGUUCAACACUCCACCACCAAAGAAGUACUCCUACUCAUCACCUCCCCCACCAAAGUACUCAUCAUCAUCACCUCCACCAUACUACUACAAUCACCACCACCUCCAAAGGAUGUUCAACACCCACAAUACCACUACAAGUCACCCCCUCCACCACCAAAGAAGUACUCCUAUUCAUCACCUCCUCCACCAAAGUACUCCUACUCAUCACCUCGCCCACCAUACUAUUACAAGUCACCACCACCUCCAAAGCAUGUUGAGCACUCACAAUACCACCACAAAUCACCCCCUCCACCAAAGUACUCCUACUUGUCUCCUCCACCACGAAAGAGGUACUCCUACUCAUCACCUCCCCCACCAAAGUACUCCUGCUCAUCACCACCUCCACCAUACUACUACAAGUCACCACCACCUCCAAAAAAUUACUCCUACUCAUCAACUCCCCCACCAAAGUACUCCUACUCAUCACCACCUCCAGCAUACUACUACAAGUCACCAUCACCUACAAAGCAUGUUGAGCACUCAGAGCAUCCACCAUAUUUAUAUAAAUCACCUCCUCUAUCUCAAUCUCAAUCUCCGCCACCACCUUACUACUACAAAUCACCGCCGCCUCCAUCUUCAUCACCACCACCUCCGUAUUACUACAAGUCGCCUCCUCCACCAUCUACAUCACCGCCACGGCACCACCACCAUACUACUAUUCUUCUCCUCCACCACCAUACAUUGUCUAGUAAGAGAAUAUUAAGGAAUUUAUUCAAAACAAUAAAUGCAAAUGUUUUGAGCACCCACAAUACCUCAAAGUUACCCCCUCCACCAAUGAAGUACUCCCAGUCAUCAACUCCCCCACCAAAGUACUCCUACUCAUCACCACCUCCACCAUACUACUACAAGUCACCAUCACCUACAAAGCAUGUUGAGAACUCAGAGCAUCCACCAUAUUUAUAUAAAUCACCUCCUCUAUCUCAAUCUCCACCACCACCUUACUACAAAUCACCACUGCCUCCAUCUUCAUCACCACCACCUCCAUAUUACUACAAGUCACCUCCUCCACCAUCUCCAUCACCGCCGCCACCAUACUACUACUCUUCUCCUCCACCUCCAAAACACUACUAUUACAAGUCACCACCACCACCACCGAAAAAGUACUACUACAAAUCACCACCACCUCCAGCAUGCUACUACAAAUCACCUCCUCCUCCAUCAUCAACACCACCUCCACCAUACUACUAUAAGUCACCACCACCUCCAAAGCAAGUAGAUAGCCCACAAUAUUACUCUAAAUCACCCCCUCCUAAGAAGUACUCCUACUCAUCAGCCCCUCCACCAAAGAAGCACUACUCGUCACCACCACCUCCAAAGCAUGUUAAGCACCCCCAAUACAAGUCACCCCCACCACCAUUGAAGCACUUCUCAUCACCUCCAUCACCAAAGAAGUACUACUCAUCACCUCCCCCACCAUAUUACUACAAGUCACCACCUUUAAAGCACGUUGAGCACCCUCAACGCCACUACAACUCAUCCCCUCCACCAUUGAUUGAAGAAUAUUUUAGUGGUUUGUUGCCUAUGGCUUCUCCUUCCUCUCCCUCUGCUCCCCUCCCCUUCUUCCCCAUGAAUUUCUGCUUCUUCUCCGGUUUCUCCCCCCAUUCUCUUCGGUUCUCCCCUCUUUCUUACUUCUUGUUUCUAUUCUUUACUUCGUCCUGCAUCACAUUGAAGUACUCCUACCCAUCACCUCCACCACCAAAGAGGUACUCCUACUCACCUCUUCCCCCACCAUACUACUACAAGUCACCACCACCUCCAAAAUAUGUUGAGCACCCACAAUACAACUACAAGACAUCCCCUCCACCAAUGAAGUACUCCCACUCAUCACCUCUACCAGCAAAGAAGUACUCCUACUCGUCACCUCCCCCACCGAAGUACUCAUACUCAUCACCACCUCCACCAUACUACAAGUCAUCUCCUCCACCAAACAAGUACUCCUACUUAUCACCUCCCCCACCAAAGUACUCCUACUCAUCAGCAUCUCCACCAUACUACUACAAGUCACCACCACCACCAAAACAAUUGGAGCACCCACCAUAUUUAUAUAAAUCACCACCUCCUCCAUCUCAAUCGUUGCCACCACCUUACUACUACAAAUCACCGCCGCCUCCAUCUCCGUCACCACCUCCUUCAUACUACUACAAGUCGCCUCCACCAUCUCCAUUACCAAAUCCUCCAUAUUAUUACAAGUCACAUCCCCCACCAUCUUUGUCGCAACCACCACCAUACUACUACUCUUCACCUCCACCUCCACCUCCACCUCCGAAACACUACUAGCAUGACAACAUUUGCGACAUUACAAUGGAGUUCAAAGAGAGAACACUUCCUAUGGAAGGCAUUUAAAAUAAUUGUGUAAUUUUUCUAAUUAUUGAUCAACUUUUAUAUUCAAUAAGUAGGGUCUUAAAGAGAUCCUAGAUGUUUGUAUCUGCAUGAAGCAUCAAUUGUACAAUUGUUAUGUUUGUAACUUACCACAAACAUUAUUAAGAUUUAUGAUUACUUUCCUCAAACUACUUUUUAUUCUUCAAUUUAAGUCUAAAAAGUGAUGAUCACUAUACUAAUAUUUGAAUUUAUACUUGUAAUGGGCACAACCUUCAAUAAAAAUGUCUGACCAAUGAAGUAUUAAGGGGUAAGAUUGAACAUAUGGCGAAUCACUCCAACAACAGCAAAGUAUGAUAAGUGCAAGAAAUAUUUAGCAUGAAAACUGAACCAGUGGCAUCAGCUGCACUAAAAAGAAUUAGCUUGAUUUUACUAGGAAAUGAUAUGUUUAAUGUCAUCGAAUUUUACCACUGUAGUUCAUUCGGUAACACUUUUUCUUCUUUGAAAUUGUUUUCUGGCUCUAAUUUUUUUUGUUACAGCUGCCACUUCAAUGUAUAAUGCUAAUAUAUCUAACAGCAGAAACUGAAAGCUAAGUUGAGUUGUCCUUUAAGCAAUUUCAAAUAUGAGUCAAGUAACAAAUAUACAUCCAUAAGUUCUUUCAGGUUACAAAAGCGGUUAUAUUACCAUAAAUUUUAGCUUUCCUAAGUUAAUAUAAAAGAAAGAAAGAAAUAGAUAUGAAAAGGAAAAGUAAAAAAGUUGUAUGAAAAGCACUAUAACCUCAAAAAAAAGGCAAGAUGAAGCCACCAUCGUAUAAAACUAUUUUUCUAAUGCUUGGGGACAUUAAUAGCCACCUCCUUGUAACAAAUUGGGCAAGC
This is a messenger RNA of Olea europaea var. sylvestris, 3377 nucleotides long. Its product is annotated as extensin-2-like. Gene Ontology annotation, biological process: plant-type cell wall organization. The record is from RefSeq and is a predicted model, not a curated record. Lineage: Eukaryota; Viridiplantae; Streptophyta; Magnoliopsida; Lamiales; Oleaceae. The transcript has 6 exons. Bases 1 to 2463 code for a protein of 820 amino acids. Gene Ontology annotation, molecular function: structural constituent of cell wall.